CCGCCCGUCAAUUGUUUUCAUAAAUUGACGUGUCGUGUCAAAUGCGAAAAAACCCAGAAUAAACCGUAAACACACUCGCAUGGAGUUCCUGAAGAGUGGCAUAAAGACGGUGCUGGGCGGCACGGAGCCGGGCCAGCAGCCGAGUGCCGCCGAGACGGUGGAGAAGCUGGUGGACCGCGUCUACUCAUCGACGCUCCUGGAGGAUCGGAGGGAUGCUUGCCGGGCGCUGAAGGCCCUGUCCCGCAAAUACCGCAUCGAGGUGGGCGCCCAGGGCAUGCCGCCGCUGGUGCAGGUGCUCCAAAACGACGGACAGGAUGCGGAGAUCAUCAGCUAUGCGUUGGACACCCUGUGCAACGUGGUAACCAGCGAGGAAUUCGAUGAGGAGGCCGACAAUCCCACGGUUUCGGUGAAUGUGGGGGAGCAGUUCACGGAGAUGUUCAUCAAGACGCCGGAGCAUGUCACCCUGGUGAUGGGCUACCUGGACGAGUACGAUUUCCGGGUUCGCCGCGCUGCCAUCCAACUGAUAACGUCCCUCAUCUCAAACAAGACGCGGGAACUGCAGGAUCUGGUCCUGGUCAGCCCCAUGGGCGUGUCCAAGCUGAUGGAUCUGCUGACGGACAGUCGCGAAGUGAUCCGCAACGAUGUCCUACUGCUGCUGAUCGAACUGACCAAGGGUAACUCGAAUAUCCAGAAGAUUGUGGCCUUUGAGAACGCCUUCGAUCGCCUGUUCGAGAUUGUCCGGGAGGAGGGCUGCUCCGAUGGCGGUAUCGUGGUGGAGGACUGCCUGAUACUGCUACUGAAUCUCCUUAAGAACAACUCCAGUAACCAGCAGUUCUUCAAGGAGGGCAGCUACAUUCAGCGUUUGGCACCGAUGUUUGAGCUUUCCCAGGAUACAGAGGAGAUUGGCUGGUCGCCGCAGAAGGUCUCGAACUUCCACUGCCUGUUGCAAGUCGUCCGGGCACUGGUCACACCCAGUAACCAACAGCAGGUGGUGGCCGCCUGCCAGCGUGUCAUGCAAAAGUCCCGGCUGCUCCAUGCUCUCUGCGAGAUUCUGAUGAGUAGCGGUGUGCCAGCGGAUAUACUCACGGAGACGAUCAAUGCCGUGGCCGAAGUGGUGCGCGGCGAUCGCGAUAACCAGGACGAACUGGGAAGGGUUAUGGCCCCGAGCAGUCCACCCAGACCGGCCAUUGUGGUUCUGCUAAUGUCCAUGAUUAAUGAGAAACAGUUGCUCGCUCUGCGCUGCGCCGUUCUCUACUGCUUCGAGUGCUUCCUUUACCGCAAUGCCGAUGGCCAGCGGGCAGUGGUGCAGACCCUGCUGCCCUCCAGUACCUCCGAUGUGAGUGCCCUUUCGACGGGCCAACUUCUUUGCACCGGACUCUUCUCCACAGACGCCCUGGCCAACUGGUUCUCCGCCGUGGCCCUGAUGCACUCCCUUGUGGAGAAUGUGGCUCUCAAAGAGGAACUACUGCGCGUCCUGCUGGCAACACCCGGCGGCCAAAGGCCCAUCACGCUGCUCGAGCAGUGCACCAAUCUCAUGCAGCAGGAGCGCUACCGUCUGCAAAGCAAGGUGGGCCUGCUAAUGCUGCUCAGCCUGUGGCUAGCCCACUGCCCGGGAGCGGUGAAGGCUCUGCUGGAGACGCAGGGCACCAUGGCCUAUCUGACGGCCCAACUCUGCUCCAACGAGCACGACGAACGCGAAUUCCUGGUCCAGGGCAUGUGCGCCUUUCUCAUGGGUCUGUGCAUCCAGUUCAAUGACAACUCGCUGCCCGGCCAGAAGCGCGAGGACAUCAGUCAGCUGAUCAUCAAGCGAAUUGGUCAGGAGAGCUUCUGCAGCAAACUGGGCGAGGUGUCGCGCCACGAGGCCUACAGUAGGGCCUGCAAACAAGCGCAGAUCCGGGCCAAAUCCGCCGGAGAACUACUGCUUGACUACGAGUACUGCAAGUUGUACAAGGGCUUGGAGGCUCUGAUUGCCAAGCUGGUCAGCGGAUUCGAUGUGGAUGGCAUCGAACUGACGGAACUCACCCUGAGUUCGGAAGCCUCUGCUCUGGUCUCCCAGUACAAGGGAAUUAUCCGGGGCAUGGAUGCGCAGAUUCAAGCCCUGCAGCAAUCCUCCAAGGAACUGGAGCAGGAGAAUGCUGAGCUGAAGGAGAAACUCGUUGAGGAGCAGUCGCUCAAGGCGCAGCUUUUGGACCAGAAUACACUGCUAAAGGCGCAGCUGGGAGCUUCGGCGGGUCAGGUGCACUCCACCCCGGGAUCGGAAGCCACAACGGCCAACGAUGAGGAGCUGAAUGCUGCUCGCUACCAAGCCAACAUGUACUUCGCCGAGAAUAUCCGGCUGACCAAGGAGCUGGAGACGCUGCGUCAACAGUUCUCGGCCGAAAAACAGCGGGCGGAUGCGGCGCAGGAAUCCCUGGCGGCCACGCAAAAGGAUCAGGAGGAUCUGCUCGAACUGCUGGCCGACCAGGAGGCCAAACUGACGCGAUACGAGGAAGCAGCUUCUAAUGAAGCUCCCAGCGGGCCGGCAGCUGAGGAGGAGAGUCCCAUCCCAAGUGGCACCGCCAGCAGAUAAGGAUCCUUUUCCGGAUAACUUGCUGACCACGUAUUACAACAGGAUACUGCUCGACUGCCCAAAAAAACCCCUUACCAUCUUAUAUACACACAUUCUACUUGUUUUUAUUUAUAUAUAUUUUACUUACGUACAGAAUAUAUGUUUAGAUCGGAAUUUAAAA
This is a messenger RNA of Drosophila subpulchrella, 2729 nucleotides long. RefSeq names its product general vesicular transport factor p115 (gene p115). NCBI's taxonomy places the organism in Eukaryota, Metazoa, Arthropoda, Insecta, Diptera, Drosophilidae. Bases 80 to 2569 code for a protein of 829 amino acids. The record is from RefSeq and is a predicted model, not a curated record. The transcript has a single exon. Gene Ontology annotation, cellular component: Golgi stack; Golgi membrane; endoplasmic reticulum. Gene Ontology annotation, biological process: transcytosis; intracellular protein transport; vesicle fusion with Golgi apparatus. Gene Ontology annotation, molecular function: protein binding.